CUUUUGUAUUCUACACACCUCAAGUUCUUUGUCAAUGGUGUCUUGAACCCAUCUCACAUGAACGAUUUUGAGCACUCUGGAAUGCUUCUAAUGUUCUUCAUCUUCGGUGUGGUCACUCUGCUCUCAGAAAAAAAAGGGUUUCAAAUGCAUUUGUCUUGGAAGAUUAAUACUGAAGUUGGUUGGAGGGACUUAAAAAAGUCUAGAGUUGCUAAUUAACUGUGUUAUGGAAGUCAUCAUAUCAAGAGAAAGUGCAGUGACCUUCUUGCUCAAAAAGCUUUCAAGCUUGGUCGAAGAAGAGUUGAAAUCAUUGGGGGAAGUUCAGGCAGAAAUUGUGUUCAUCAGAGACGAGCUUCAGAGCAUGAGUGCCUUCUUGAGAGUUGCUGAUGCAAUUGAAGACACUGAUCCAGAGCUCCAAACUUGGGUUCACCAAGUCAGAGACCUCGCUUAUCACACCGACAACAUUCUCGAUCAAUUCACCGUUCGUUUCGCUCCUCAUCACCAUCGCCAUGGAUUCUUCUAUGAAUCUGUCUACAAAAUUUAUUAUCAAAUUAAGAGCUUCAAAGUUCGUCGUCAAAUUGUUUUUGAGAUAAAAGACAUCAAAACCAGAGUCAUCGAUAUUGCACAGAGGCGUCAGAGGUACAAUUACAAAUUCAGGACCUUAGAGCAAGGCUCGACCUCCAAUGUGGCAAACAAUGGAGGAUGUUAUGAUCGAAGAGGUGAUGCACUUUUGUUAGAAGAAGCUGAGCUUGUUGGCAUCCAAAAACCCAAAAAACAACUCAUUGAUUGGGUCCUUGAUGGUGAUUAUCCACUCAAAGUGAUUUCAGUGGUGGGAAUGGGGGGGUUAGGGAAAACUACCCUGAUCAAGAAAGUUUAUGAGGAUGGGGAAGUGAAGAAACAUUUCCAAAACCAUGGUUGGAUCACUGUUUCUCAAUCAUUUACGAUUGAAGAGCUUCUAAAAGAUUUGAUUCAACAGCUCUUUGAUGAAGUCAGGCAACCUCUCCCUCAAAGGUUGGAAACCAUGGACAACAAUAAGCUGAAAGCAGUGCUCAAAGAGUUUCUUCAAGAAAGCAGCUAUCUGCUUGUUUUUGAUGAUAUUUGGAGCAUAGAUGCAUGGGAUGCUAUCAAAAUUGCAUUGCCAAACAGUAACUGUGGCAGCCGUGUGUUGCUCACAACGCGUAUCGGUAAUGUUGCUUCUACCUCUUGUAGAGAAUCCCAUGGUUAUAUCUAUGAAAUGAAAGCUUUGUCUCCAAAAGAGUCUUGGACUCUGUUUUGUAAGAAGACAUUUCAGGAGCAGGAUUGUCCUUCACAUUUAAUUGAACUUUCAAAUAGUAUUUUAAGAAGAUGUGAGGGCUUGCCAUUGGCAAUUGUGGCUGUUGCUGGUGUGUUGGCAUCAAAGGACCAAGGAAGGGUAGAUGAGUGGGAACUGGUGAAUCGCAACCUCGGUGCUGAAGUUGAAGGCAGUGAUAUGAAGAAAAUACUGCUGCUAAGUUACAAUGAUUUGCCUUACUAUUUGAAGUCUUGUCUCUUGUACUUGAGCAUUUUCCCGAAGGAUCAUUUGAUUGAAUGGAUGAGCUCAAUUCGAUUAUGGAUAGCAGAAGGAUUUGUGGAAGUACAAGAAGGGAAGACACUAGAGGAAGUCGCUGAGGGUUACCUCUAUGAGCUCCUAAAUAGAAACUUGAUUCAAGUAGCGAAAAUCAAGUAUGACAGGAUUAAAUGUUGCCGUAUACAUGACCUUUUGCGUGAAAUUAUUCUUUCAAAGUCAAAAGAUCAGAACUUUCUAACGAUUGCAAGAGAAGGAAGAGUGAGGUGUCCUGAAAAAGUUAGACGACUGUCAAUCCAUAAUACUUUGCUAGAGAUACCACAAGGCAAGUGUUUCUCUCAACUGCGUUCUUUACUCUUAUUUGGGGUAGAUGAUCCCAUGUCUGAGUCCUCCAUGCAUUUGUUGUUCAAUGAUGGGUUGAGUUUGUUAAAAGUUCUAGACUUCAGAAAUAUUUCUUUGGAGAGAUUUCCAGGUGAUGUGGUCAAAUUGUUCCAUCUAAGGUAUCUAAGCUUGAGAGGAACAAAAGUGAAAGUGCUUCCAAACUCGAUUGGAUUGCUUUGGAACCUAGAGACAUUAGAUCUUAAAAACACGUAUGUGAAGGAAUUGCCCGUUGAAAUUCUAAGGCUCCAAAAGUUGCGCCAUCUUUUGCUAUAUCGUAAUGAAAUUGGGCAUAUUUAUCUUCCAUUUCACCACAAACAUGGCUUUGAGGCACCAUCUAAGAUAGGAGGCCUACAAUCCCUACAAAAGUUGUGCUUCUUAGAGGCAAACCAUGUCAACGGUAGCGCCAUCGUGAAAGAGAUAGGAAGGCUCACCCAAUUAAGGAGGUUGGGAAUUUUGAAGUUGAGAAAAGAAGAUGGAGUGGGUUUGUGCUCAUCCAUUGAGAAGCUAAGCAACCUUCGCUCAUUAGAUGUAAGUUCAAUAGAACAGGAUGAGAUCCUUGAUCUACAAUCUCUGUCUCCAGCUCCUCAAUUUCUUCAACGACUAUACUUGAAAGGACGUUUAGAGAAGUUACCACAGUGGAUAACUUCUCUUCAUGGCCUCGGGAAUGUAUGUUUGUGGUGGAGCAAGUUAAGGGAUGAUCCGCUGAAAUGCCUUCAAGAUUUGCCCAAUUUGGUUAUUCUCUCUCUUGUUAAUGAAGCAUUUGAAGCGGAGGGAUUGUGUUUCAAGGCUGGUAAAUUUCAAAGACUCAAGCUUUUAGUCCUUGGAAGAUUAAAAGGAUUGAGAUGGUUGACAAUGGAGGAAGGUACAAUGUCUCGACUUGAAGAUCUAUUCAUCUGGAAUUGUGAACUGUUGGAGGAGUUGCCUUAUGGUAUUAAACAUCUAUCCAAACUUAAAUUACUUGAGCUGACCAACAUGUCUGAUAGAUUAAUUUCUAUGCUGAAUCGAGACAUACAAGGUGGGGAUUAUUGUAAAAUAGAACACAUCCCUUAUGUACGGAUUGGAGACUCAAAAGAUGGUCAUUGGAAAGGAGGUUAUCUCUAGAGAGAGUUUUUUUUUUUUUUUAAUGUUUAAUUGACUAGGUUGGAUCAUCAUCACGUUUAGUGCUGUUUCUUUUUCAUGUUCUUGUUAAUUGAUUUGGGGGCUUUGGGACUUUGGGGUGUUUUUGGUUGCUUUAGAGUCUAUUGGGCAGAUUCCAGUGAGUCAUGAGCUUGGGUUGGUUUCACUUGUUGCAACAAUGGGAUCUCUGGAAUUCAGGUCUUGAACCUGCAAAGCGCUAGGACUCAAAAUGAUAGAAGUUUCGAUAGAUGGUGAUGCGAUGCUAUUGAUGCAAUGUUACACAUUCAGGUU
Molecule: messenger RNA, 3328 nt
Organism: Camellia sinensis
Lineage: Eukaryota; Viridiplantae; Streptophyta; Magnoliopsida; Ericales; Theaceae
Source: RefSeq, a predicted model, not a curated record